AUGGCCAAGGCCUUCGACAUGCUGAACCCGUGCCUCUUCCUGGAGGAGUUCCAGGAGGCGCUGCAGGCUCUUGGCUUCGCCCCUGGCGCCGACUUCAAGCGCCUCUUCAACCUGCUCGACGUGAGCCGCACUGGCCGCAUCAGCAAGGCCGACUUCGUGAGCCUCCUCGAGCGGCACGUGAAGGACGACGUACACACGCUGAGCUACCGCGCGGACAACGUGGAGCAAGAUGUUGCCGCGAGGCGCAUCCAGCGCUACGUGCGCUACCAUCAGCUGCGGUACGAGCUGCCCGACUCGGACUCGCCGAUGGAGUCGAACUUCGCAAAGCUUGCGGAGACGCAGCUCGACGUCUUCCGCAGAGAGGCCGGCCUCAAGAAGGAGUCCGUCCCCACGACCGUGUUCUCGAAGCUGGUGGACGACCACCAGCGCGUCAUCAACCGCGUGCUCGUGCUCGAGAAUGAGAUCGACUACCUGCGCAGACAGGUCGAGUUCGGCGCGGUUGGCAGCAGAGUCGUCAACAGCGAGGAGGUGCGCAAGCUGCAGAGCGCGAAUCGCAACCUGCUGCACCACUUCUACUGCGCCCAGUCGGCCGCCGCGGCGGGCGCCGCCGCGCCGGAGCCGGAGCGCCACGAGCCCGAGGCCCCCGCGGCGACCGCCGAGGGCCAGGAGGAGGAGGCCGCGGAGCUGAAGCGGGAGAAGCGGCACCUGCAGCUGGAGCUGGGGAAGGGUGUCGUCAGGCUGCAGAGGGAGCUCGAGGCCCUCGCGGAGCGGACCCGCGCGAGCCAGGAGGAGCCCGCGGCGGCUCCGCACGCCCUCUCGGCGGCGCAGCUCGCCGGCGGCCGCUCCAGCUCCCGGCGCACCGCCCUGUCGGUGGGCUUCGCGGCGGAGGGCAAGCCUGCCGAGUUCAGGCUCAGCGCGGACGCGAGGGGCGGCAGCAGGACUACCUGGGAGGCUAUCCGGGCGCAGCCCGAAGCCUUACCGCUCAGGUCUCCGUCGAGGCAGGGCUGGGAGGUCCAGCUCGACUUCCAGACGCAGAGCCACCGGGUGCUCAAAGAGGCGCUCUCCGCAUUCGCCGCGGAUCGCGACGUGACGAAGUUCUUGCGGGAGGUGUCUGGAUCCAGCGUGGUCGGGCGCUACGUCGUCCGGGACGUCAUCUCUGUCGAGACGGACAUGAUCCGGUUGCGCUGCUCGGACUCCUAUCUGCAGCGGCACGUGUGCAUAUGCCUGCCCAUCUCCGACACCGUCGACAUGCGGCGGGUCUUCAUGCGGCGCUUCUGCAUCCUCGCCGUCCUCGCGGACGUGUGUGAGGUGCAGAGCGUCUUCCACUUCCCCGGCUUCUCCGAGUACCUCGCGUUCUGCGUCAUGGAGCUGCUGCAGGGUGCCCCCCUCUCGAGCCGCCUGCGCGCCUGCCGCGGCGGCGCCUGCGCCCCCAUCCCCGCCCACGACGCCGCGCAGAUCUGCGACGCCCUGCUCACCGGGCUGGAGGAGUGCCACAAGCGCGGCAUCACCCACCUGGACCUCAAGCCCUCUGCGGUGUGGGAGAUGCAGCAGCCGUCGGCGACCGUGGUCAAGAUCCUGGACUUCGGCCGGGCGCAGGUCGCCGACGCCGAGGCGCUGGCCCCCGGGGCGCAGGCCUUCUUCGAGGUGCAGCUGCCCGCGGAGGGCGCCGAGAUCGCCGCCUGGGAGGCGUUCGCACCCUUCGCCCUGCUGAUCGGCGUCGGCUCCCCGUGGUACAUGUCUCCCGCGCGCUGGUGCGACUUCACUCUGAAGCACCAGAAGACGGACGUCACUCAGCCGGCGCUGCGAUUGUGGAAGGAGCCUGGGCAGUUCGAUCAGACGCCGUGGGUGCGCAGUGGUGAGGACGAGGGCGACAUGGACAUCAUCACGGCGAGGGAGGCGACCGAGUCUGGGCUGGCGUUCCAGGCAACGCGGCCCGCGCCCACCUUCCCCGACGGGGCUUAUUUCGAGGUGGUGCUCCUGAAGGUCUGGCCACCCCAGCAGCUGUCCGGCUGCGUCGACCGUCACGACGGGCCCGUGGGCUUUGCAGUGGGCUUCACCCGCACGCCGCCGCACCUCAACGACGCGAGGCGGUGCCGGGCUCGGAAGCAGCCCAACAGCUGGGUGGUGGGCUACGACGGGCGAUUCUUCGAGAACGGCCAAGAGGUCCCGACCCAGGACGAGGCCUCCGAGGACGGCCGGGAGCAGAUGCGGGACCGGCGAAGGCUCUCGGCCGCGCAGGCAGCCCAGCCCGACGUGCUGGGCGGCACCCGCUCCGCGCAGGCCCACUCGCAGAUGGCGUGGCCCAUCGGCCCCAUGGGCUUCUCCCUCGCGGAGCUGCAGCGGAACGACCGGCUCGGCGUGAUGGCGACCGAGUCGGGGCACCUCGUCCUCUUCGUCAACGACGCCAUGAUCUGCAAGGUCAAGGCCACGAACCUGAGCGCCCGCGAGCCGCUGUACCCGCUCGUCGAGAUCUGCGGCGUGGCCCGCGAGAUCGGCCUGGUGCCGCGCCCGCGCGGCCCGCGCGGCCUGGAGGAGUCGCACCGCGCCCACGACCACAUGGCCUCCACCUGCGAGCGCCUGGCCCCGCACGCGGAGACGACCUACGCGGACAUCUACGCCGCGGCGGCCAUCGUGCAGGAGUGCUUCUGCAGCACCGCCAGGCCGACCGUGCCCUCGGCGUUCCUGCAGCUGCUGUCGGCGGUCUCCUCGUGGAUCCAGCAGGGGUGCCCCGAAGUCGCGCUCCACGGCGACAUGCUGCUCGCCCUCACGAGGUGGUCCAAGACCUCGCGCGUGCAGAGUGGCCUCGACCCCGGCAUCGCCGAUGUGCUCCAGCGCGUCUUCAGCGCCGCGGGGGCACCGCCCAAUGUCCUCGGUGCCGCGGGCACGAUCUGCUCCGCGCGGCAGCUCCGGAUGGCCCUGAACGAGAAGACCGGUUGCCGCCACGUCUCGCCCGAGUUCCUGGGCAGCCACGCGAAGGCGGUCACCCAGGCCACGAACUUGCGGAGGUUCUUGCACCAGGGCCUGCGCGAGAGAGACUCCGCGCCGCAGAGGCUCGACGCCGAGCUGUGGGACAUCAGGCCCUGGACGCUCUCCGCCUCGCACAUCCGCCACGUGGUCCUGGUCCUCCAGUCCGAGCUCGAGGGCCACAUCUGGAGGGUGGGCAUCUCGAAGCUCGAGGCCAACGUUCCCCUGGAGCUGAAGCUCCAGCUGGUCAAGUGCUUCAACCGCACCCUGCAGACCGUGAACGGCGACGGCGACGAGCCGGCGCCGUCCAGCGGCAGCUCCCGCAGCACCCGCAGGCGGCCUGGCAUCGUCGGCUUCCACGCCGUGCCUUCGCUGCAGUUCGAGAGCUUCCCGCUCCCAGCGGACGCAUGCCCCGUGUCGUUCGCGCGCUUGCAGGAGGCGAACGCCGUGGGCGUCGUGCUUCACUUUGUUCGCCGCGUCAGCCUGGGCCAGGGGCUCUCGGAGACGCCGGUGGGCACCGCAGGCGCCGCACAGCUGGCGGAGGCGCUGCACGGCAACGUGCUCCUGCAGGAGCUGGAGGCCCCUGGCCAGGGCUUCGGCGACGAGGGCGCAGCGCUGCUGAGCGACGCGCUGCAGGGGGGCACCAGGCUGCGCCACCUGCGCCUCGGCGGCAACGGCAUCGGCGACGCUGGGGCCCAGGCGCUCGCAGCCGCGCUGCGGGCGCCCGCCUGCGAGCUGCAGCUCCUCGACCUGGCCGGCAACGCGCUGGGCGACUCGGGCUGCACCGUGCUGGCGGAGGCCGUGCAGAAGAACGCCCACCUGUGCAGCCUCGUGCUGCGGCGCAACGGCAUCGGGCCCGACGGGGCCACGGCCCUCGCGGACGCCCUGAUGUACAACCACGCGCUGACGGAGCUCGACCUGGGCCAGAACUCCGUCGACGCUGCGGGCGCAGGUGCCCUCGCCAGGGCCACCAGGGUCAACGUCUCGCUCGCCUCGCUGAGCCUGCAGGGCAACUCCCUGGACAUGCGCGCGGCGGUGUGCCUCGCGGAGGCGCUCGCUGGCGAGCCCUGCGAGUUCCCCCCCAACAUCGACAAGCCCCGCUUCGCGACCCGCGCGGCGGGCGCGAGGCCCGAGGGGGCGAGGGCCUCGUGGUCGCCCCGCAACUCCGCCGCCACCCUGGCCGCCAACAUGCUCAACGACGCGCGGAGCCGCGCGAACCAGGGCAGCUGCCUCCAGCGGCUCGACCUGCGCCGCAACUCGCUGGGCAGCACGGGCGCCGCCACGCUGCUAGAGGCACUCCGCGGCAGCACCCGGCUGACGUCCAUCAGCCUGGCCUGGAACGAGCUGGGCCUCGAGGCCUCCGCGGCGGUGGCGGAGCUGUUCAGGCCCGGCUCCCAGUGCGCGCUGCGGGAGCUGGAUCUGAGGGACAACCGCCUGGGCGAGUUCUCCGCGCUGGGCCGCGCCUUGGAGGGCAUGGCCAGGCACAUCCUCGAGCGGUCCGGCGACGGGGCGAACAGCUCCAAGGGAUCCGCGCGGUCCUCCAGCAAGCGGCCCUCGGCGCGAGGGGGCUCGAAGGAGGCCCCCUCGCAGUCGAGGAAGAGCACGCAGGAGGAGGUCCUGCCGCGCCGCGGCACGCUCGCCCCCCCGGGUCCGGACGCCAUUGUGGUGCAGGAGCUCGGGCCUCGCGUCUUCAAGAACCUCGAGGUGCUGCUGAUGUACAACAACCCCGGCCUCGCGUCGCGACCCGGGCAGGACAGCGCCGGCGCACCCGAGGUGGCAGGCCUGUCGGCGCUCGUGCGCGGGCUGCCGCCCACCCUGCGGCACCUCUCGCUCGGCUCGUGCGGCAUCGGCAGCGUCGGCGUGGUGUCCGUGCUGCGGGCGCUGAAGCACGGCAAGUCCUUGGAGCUGCUGGACUUGAGCGACAACGAUUGCCACGAGUCUUCCGACAAGGACGAGCAGCUGUUCUGCGACGCACUGAUCGGCGCCAUCGUCAACCUGCCCUCCCUGAGGCGCCUCAACCUGGCCCUGAACAGGAUCGCGGACGACUCGGUGAUCAGGCUGGCGCAGGUCCUCUGCUUCGAGGCGCCGGGCGUCACCGUGGACGUGUCCGUCAACAAGGUCUCGGACGACCUGAUCCAGGCCGUGCGCGACUGGGUCGCCAACGAGGCCGCGGGCGCCACGGCGCAGGACAGCGGCACCGACCCCGACCCCUCCGAGGUGAUGCCCACGACACCGAGCUGUUUGAGCUGGCCCUGCAACUGCUCCUACAACUACCUGGGCUUAUGCUUCAAGGUGUUCUCGCGCAGCGUGUACGACGCGCCGUUCUCGAGAGCAUCCAGCCUCUUCCCCACCGAGUCGCCCGAGACGUGGACGCCCCGCUCGGCGCGGCUCCGAUCGGCCCGGCGCGCCCUGGACGCCGCCGUCGGCUCGGCUGGGCCGCUGGCGCCACGCCCGCGGACGCCCGGCGGGUUCGGCGCCCGCCGUGUUGCGGCGCUGGCGGCCGAGGCUGGGGCGCGCGCCCAGCAGGGGCGGCGCCUGGCGGCGCGGAGACCGCGCGAGCCCGUGCCCCGCGGCGCACGGUGCGCCAGUCGCGCGGCGGGCGGCGGGCGGCGACGCCGCCAGGGCAGCCUGCUGCGUGGCUUCGAGCACGCGCUGCGCGGCCUCCAGGUGCUCGAGCUCCCGGCGGCGCGCUGUCACAGCUGUCAGUGGCGAGAUCCCCCGAUCCCGCCGGGAUCAGAUCCGGGAUCAGAUCCGGAUCAGAUCCGGGAUCAAGUCAUAUUGAGCUUGAUCCCGCAGAUCCGGGAUCAGAUCCAGGCGAACGGGCCCGUUGCGAGAAGGAGCUCGCUCAGGGGCGAGCUCAGCGCCGCCUCCUUCAGGGACGAGGUGCGCAAGGCCACCGCGGAGGCUUUCGGGUGCGGAGGCCAGAUCGACCAGUCGCGCCUCGCCCGCGUCGAGGAGGCGCUGCUGCCGAUCUGGCGCGCGAGCCCGAAGGACGACGCCGGCCGCGUCGAGAACCGCACGCUCCGCUACAUGGCCCACAGGUACUUCAAGAAGAGGUCCUCCAUGUGGAUUCGCGGCCUGGAGCAGGCCGGCCCGGCGUCCUCCGAGUGGCGGGCCGCCGACGUGUUGAGCCGGCAGGUGCCAGGGCACGUGGAGUCCGUCCUGGCGUCGCGGCAUGCCGCCGAGCACGGCUUUGACCUCCACGACGCCGCGCUCAUGGUGGCUGCGCUGGAGCGGAUGGUCUUCUUGGCCACGCGCACGCCAAUCUUCGAUGCAGAGAGCCACCUGUUGGAGGACGUCUACCAGAGGCACAGGCGGACCACGGACGAGGGCAUAUCCCGAAGCGCGCUGAAGGAGUUCUUGCUGCGGUGGAUCCUGGCCGAGAACGUCGGCGGCAGCGCGGGGAGGCCGCUGAACCGUGAUGCAGCGGCCCGGUCCUUCCCGCAGUGGUUCGAGGUCGCCGCCAUGGCCUCUGGGGAGAUCCACUUUGGCGACGCCCACGAGGUCGUCGGCGGCAUCGUCGACCGCUUCGGGUCCUUCUGGCAGGCCGAGUGCACGUCCAUGAGGGACCAGCUGGUCGCCAUGGACGUUCACAGGACCGGCCGCGUACCCCUGGCGAAGUUCUACGGCACGGGGCAGGACGCCAACUGGCGCUUCGCGGAGUCGGAGGCGUACCUGCGCGACCUCGGAGCGCUGGACGAGUCCUCGCCGUGGCGCGGCAAGCAGGUGAUCAUCGCCAACUACAUCCAGGCCGCCUCCAACUGCAUCGUCUCGACCCCGCACUACCUCGUGUGCUGCGCCAGCGACUGCGAGCCCCUGCUGGCCGAAGUCGAGGCCGGCAUCGGGCGGCCGGUCGGCACCCCGGAGGAGAUCCUGCGGCUGGUUGGGAACAUGACCUCGCAGGUGCCGAUCCACGGGCGCCUCUUCGCGCAGUGGUUGCACUACGCGUUCCCCCGCGAGUGUCCGUUCCCCCACAAGGCGGGCGCGGCGUCGGCGAGGACACCCGCGGAGUUCGGCGACGGGUACCUCGUGACGAGCAGGGAGGUGCAGCAGCACGCGGACGUCCAGGGGCCAGUGGACAAGGAGGACCUCGAGUGGAUGUCCCAGUGGAGCUCCGAAGAGGAGCUCAUCGCGGACUACAAGGUGCACCUCAGCGCCCCCUGGGAGCGCCGCCUGCCCGCGGCCGCUGUGCUCGCGGCGGCGGCGGCGGCCCUCGCGGCCUUCGGCGGCGUCGCCUCUGGCCCGGGCAAGGCUCGCGCGGUGCUGCCGUGCUAUCAGAAGGCCCACUUCGUCUGA
Molecule: messenger RNA, 7260 nt
Organism: Prorocentrum cordatum
Lineage: Eukaryota; Dinophyceae; Prorocentrales; Prorocentraceae
Source: the annotation of a GenBank genome assembly